AGGCAGAAGAAGAGAAUGGCGUCCUUGGUCCAGCACGUCGCGGGGCUCGCGUGCCCGCCGCUCUCCGGCGCGUCGCGCCGCCCCGGAGCGUCACUGAGGCCGUCCGCGCUGGUCUGCGGGACGUACGUGAUGAGCAAGGACGACAAGGAGCGGGAGCGGAUGCGCACGCUCUUCGACGAGGCCUCCGAGCGCUGCCGCACCGCGCCCAUGGAGGGCAUCGCCUUCUCCCCCGAGGACCUCGAGUCCGCCGUCGAGACCACCGACGUCGACACCGAAAUCGGCUCACUCAUUAAAGGAACAGUAUUCAUGACUACUUCAAAUGGCGCAUUUAUUGACAUCCAAUCAAAGGCUACUGCUUUCUUGCCUAUAGAGGAGGCAUGCCUUCUUGAUAUUGACCAUAUUGAAGAGGCAGGCAUCCGGCCGGGUUUAGUGGAGCAGUUCAUGAUAAUCGAUGAGAACCCCAAUGAUGAAACUUUGAUUCUUAGCUUACAAUCAAUUCAACAAGACCUUGCUUGGGAAAGGUGUAGGCAGCUUCAGGCAGAAGAUGUUGUUAUCACCGGUAAAGUAAUUGGUGGCAACAAAGGAGGUGUGGUGGCUCUCGUGGAGGGCCUUAAGGCAUUUGUUCCAUUUUCACAAGUGUCAUCGAAAACAACUGCUGACGAGUUGCUUGACAAAGAAAUACCUCUGAAAUUCGUGGAGGUCGAUGAGGAACAAGCCAGACUUGUCCUCAGUAAUCGCAAGGCAAUGGCAGACAGCCAAGCCCAGCUUGGUAUUGGUUCAGUUGUUUUGGGAACUGUGGAGAGCCUAAAGCCGUACGGUGCCUUUAUUGAUAUCGGUGGAAUCAAUGGACUUCUGCAUGUCAGCCAGAUUAGUCAUGACCGUGUUGCAGAUAUCUCGACAGUUCUGCAACCAGGGGAUACCCUCAAGGUUAUGAUACUAAGCCAUGACCGUGAAAGGGGCCGGGUUAGCCUUUCUACAAAGAAGCUUGAGCCAACACCUGGUGACAUGAUUCGUAACCCCAAGCUUGUUUUUGAGAAGGCCGAUGAGAUGGCACAGAUAUUCAGGCAGAGAAUAGCUCAAGCAGAGGCAAUGGCUCGGGCAGAUAUGUUGAGAUUCCAGCCUGAGAGCGGAUUGUCUCUCAGUUCCGAGGGCAUCUUAGGGCCAUUGUCAUCAGACGAAGGACAAUCAUCGGACGAAUAGAUUGUAUGGCAACAGUGCAUCUGGUUUUCAGAGAUGCUUGGUAGUUCGUCUUAUCAUUUUUCUGUUUGUGAAUUUUCCAUCGUCAACUUGUAUCAUUGUGUAUGAAAUGUAAGGUGCUGAAAAACGGCUGAAAAGAAAUGCAAGCUACAUCCCUUUUGUAAA
Lolium rigidum is the source of this 1362-nucleotide messenger RNA. Its product is annotated as 30S ribosomal protein S1, chloroplastic-like. The transcript has 7 exons. Bases 16 to 1200 code for a protein of 394 amino acids. The record is from RefSeq and is a predicted model, not a curated record. Gene Ontology annotation, biological process: translation. NCBI's taxonomy places the organism in Eukaryota, Viridiplantae, Streptophyta, Magnoliopsida, Poales, Poaceae. Gene Ontology annotation, cellular component: chloroplast stroma. Gene Ontology annotation, molecular function: structural constituent of ribosome; mRNA binding.